This is a messenger RNA of Diaporthe citri, 1215 nucleotides long. RefSeq lists its product as uncharacterized. Gene Ontology annotation, molecular function: carboxy-lyase activity; hydrolase activity. Gene Ontology annotation, biological process: secondary metabolic process. The transcript is spliced from 8 exons. The record is from RefSeq and is a predicted model, not a curated record. NCBI's taxonomy places the organism in Eukaryota, Fungi, Ascomycota, Sordariomycetes, Diaporthales, Diaporthaceae. Gene Ontology annotation, cellular component: cytosol; cytoplasm. The coding region runs from base 1 to 1215 and encodes 404 amino acids.
AUGAAGAUGAUCUUAAUGCUCCGCCUCCUCCUCCUGGCAUCAAUGAUAGGGUGCCGCGCCCACUCGCCCAAGAUAGCUGCCAUUGUCGCCAGAGCUCAUCGAGAUGGGAUUGACUUGCCGUCCCUUCCUUUCGCCGAAGCAGCCUUCCAGUCCAUUGAAGUUAUCAGUCGGGCAAAUACCACCGAACUAGAUUUUACCAAUGCGACAAGAGUCGAUACUCAUGGCCAGUACUUCGUCUCCUUUUGCUCAUCCGUAACCAUCGGAAUCGUUUUCCUGACUGACGACGAAACAGUGCACGCAGUUCCGGACUUCUACUAUGCUCUUGUUCCGGACACCGGGGGCAGGCCAACUCCUGCUUGGGAUGUGGCUACACAUUUACGAUUCAUGGCCAACCAUAGCAUUUCUCAUGCAGUCCUUUCCAUUUCAACACCGGUUAGCAAUGUAUUUCUGGGAAACCAGACUUUGUCUAUUGGACUUGCAAGGCUAUUGAAUGAGUGGCUGGCCGAGCUUGUGCAGGCGUUCCCAAAGCGGUUCUCCUUCUUUGCUGUCGCGCCGUUGCCAUACGUCAGCGCAUCUAUGACUGAAGUCAACUACGCCCUGCAAGAACUUCACGCCAGGGGGGUUGGCCUCCUGACGAACCAUGAGGGGCUUUAUCUAGGCCAUCCCGAUCUCCGCCCGUUUUUCGCUUCUCUCAACUCGACCUCAGACAGGUCACCACCUAUAUUCGUGCAUCCGACGUCACCGUUUCUAAGGAUCAACGGGAGCUUAGUCGAGGCCAAUCCAACUCUUUAUCCUACGGGUCUGGUCGAAUAUUAUUUUGAAACCGCCCGGACCAUGUUGGACUUGACGCUGACUCAAAGCUUUGUGAACUUUACAAACAUCCGGUGGCUGUUCUCUCACUGCGGAGGGGCGUUCCCUCCCAUUGAGGACCGAGCUCUAAAGCUCCAGCCGGCCAUUGAGGUGCCCGCUAAGGCCGUCUAUGGAUCAAGAGUCUGGUACGACAGCGCGGGCCCGACUUACUUUGCCCAAGUAAAAGGGCUCUUAGGAUAUGGAGUUCCGACGUCACAGCUAGUCUUUGGAUCGGACUAUCCGUACGCACCUGGAACUUACGAUUCAGGAAUCGGUGCCAUCCAGGAGGCGGAGUUUUUGUCCGAUCAGGAGAAGGAAGCAGUGUUCUCAAGUAAUUAUGAAGCAGUCUUGGGUGAAGUGAUGUAG